Molecule: messenger RNA, 1071 nt
Organism: Centropristis striata (black sea bass)
Lineage: Eukaryota; Metazoa; Chordata; Actinopteri; Perciformes; Serranidae
Product: integumentary mucin C.1-like
Exons: 5
Coding region: 1-660 (219 amino acids)
Source: RefSeq, a predicted model, not a curated record
AUGGACAAGAUUGCUAAAGAAAACUCAUAUAGCCCAUUACCUGCUACUACUACUACUGCACCUACUACUGCUGCACCUACUACUGCUGCACCUACAAAUGCUGCCACGAAAACUGCUGCACCUACAACCGCUGCACCUGCUACUGCUGCACCUACUACUGCUGCACCUGCUACUGCUGCACCUACAAAUGCUGCCACGAAAACUGCUGCACCUACAACCGCUGCACCUGCUACUGCUGUACCUACAACUCAAGGACGCAUAACAAGAAUUGUGAUAUUCAAAUCUAACGAGACAUUUAAAUCGGACUUGGAGAAUUCACAAUCUGCAGCUUUCAAAGAACGAGCUGCUAAGAUAAAAUCAGAGCUUGAACCAAAAUUCAAGCAGGAUCAUCCAAACUUCGAGUCCUUGGAGGCAAUACAAUUCAGAAAUGGAUCAAUUUUCAACGUCCUGGCAAUCAUCUUUACAAGCUUACCUGUGAACGAUACUCUGAUUGGGCAGACUUUGAUCAAUGCAGCUGCAACUGUCAGUGGCUUUGACAUUGACACCACCUCCAUCAUUUUGGAUGGCAUGGUUUUAAAUUCUGGAGUGAGCCACAACAUCAGUCUUGUGACUGCAUCCUUUCUGGUACUGUUCUCAUGGAUACUGUCAAGCCAGCAAUAAUGUCACUGCUGAUUUCCAUUUGAACCACUAUCAGUAUAUGACUGCCAUCACCGGUAUGAAAAAGGACGUUGUUGUCAGUGGAAAUCCAAGAUUCUUGUUGUACUGUUUCUAGUCAUGUACACCUCUGUAAACUCAGUGUAAUGUAAUAUGAAAUGUAAUUGUCCACCACUAGCACACAUUCAUGACAGUGCAUUAGGUAUGUCACGUAUCUCUGUGAGAAUGUCCAGGCCGGACAGAAUGACACAGCCAGCUUUAUGCAACUGGUCCACUGAAUCAGGUCUAGAAUAAUAAGCCAAACAACUCUAAGACCUAGGACUUUGAAAAAUAUUGUCCUAAACAGAAGAUUUUACCUACUGAUACUUGCUAAUGCUGUGCCGUUUGGCCACAUCAAAAAAGUACAAGUAAACUUAA